Rhizophagus irregularis DAOM 181602=DAOM 197198 is the source of this 748-nucleotide messenger RNA. RefSeq lists its product as uncharacterized. The record is from RefSeq and is a predicted model, not a curated record. Gene Ontology annotation, molecular function: electron transfer activity; copper ion binding. Lineage: Eukaryota; Fungi; Glomeromycota; Glomeromycetes; Glomerales; Glomeraceae.
UUUUUGCAAAUUUUUUUUUGCUCAAACUACUAUUAUAGAAUUAACGAAGUCUUUUUAUUUUUUCUAUAAAUUUUUAAGAAAAGAAAAAAUAAAAUAAAAAUAAAAAUAGAGUAAAAAAAAUGGCUCAACAAAAAAAAAUAAUCAGACUUUGUUUUGCACUUUUAUUAUUUAUUACUUACGUUUAUGCAAAAAAUAUAACUGUAAAUGUUGGUGGUCCUGGAGGAGUCUUAAAAUUUGAUCCUCAAAAUGUCACAGAUGCUUCUCAAGGAGAUACAAUAGUAUGGAAAUUCUUAGGUGGAAAUCAUAAUGUUGUACAAAGCGAUGGGCUCGCUUCAUGUGAUCAAAGUCAAACGACCGGCUUUUUCCAAUCUACGACAAAUCCACCUACUGGAACCUUUCAAUAUACUGUUCAAGAAGCACAAGGAAUACUUUACUAUUUCUGUAGUUUUGCAUCUCAUUGUCAAAAUGGUAUGUGGGGUGCGAUUUAUGUCGGAGGUACCGCACCAGCUUCACUUACUGCAACCACUGCAUCACCUACUUCAACUGCCGGUGCUUCAGCAGUUCCAAGUCAAAAGAGUUCCGCUGUUAAAUUCGUUGGUGAUUUUAAAUUAGUAACUUCUGCCACAUUUAUCGUCCUUACUUUGAUUAAGUUCUUGUUUUAAGUAGUAAUAUAAUUUGUAGACAAUAAUUCUUUAAGGUUUAUAAAGUUAAUUUAAUAAUAAUAAAAUAAAUUUAAUUACCUUUUAAU